This is a messenger RNA of Myotis brandtii (Brandt's bat), 2205 nucleotides long. It is a transcript of the gene SLC37A1, whose product is annotated as solute carrier family 37 (glucose-6-phosphate transporter), member 1. The transcript is spliced from 20 exons. Bases 436 to 2034 code for a protein of 532 amino acids. Gene Ontology annotation, cellular component: endoplasmic reticulum membrane. Gene Ontology annotation, molecular function: glucose 6-phosphate:phosphate antiporter activity. NCBI's taxonomy places the organism in Eukaryota, Metazoa, Chordata, Mammalia, Chiroptera, Vespertilionidae. The record is from RefSeq and is a predicted model, not a curated record. Gene Ontology annotation, biological process: phosphate ion transmembrane transport; glucose-6-phosphate transport.
CCGAGCCCGUGAGUCUCCCUGCCCACAAGGCAACGGCGCCUUCUGUAUUUGUAGGGCGCGAGGCGCCAGCAAGUGCCCCAGCCGCCGGCCACCGCCGCGCGCCUGUUUCCUUUCUCCCAGCUUCAAGCUGCCUCAGCCGGCGACUGGAGACGCAUUUGAAUGGAGGACUCUGGAAAGGCUUCUAAAGGCGGAACCCUAAGCCUGUCUUUCCUUUAGUCUGCGGGGCUCACUACCCGGAAAGCUCGCCUGACCUUGAACUUAAAUUGGAGACCUAAGCCUCUGCAGAAAGGAGGAGGGGGCACGAGCCGAACAGGACAUCUCCGCUUCGUUUCCAGCCUGUGCGAGUGCAGGGACAAGAGGGACUGGGAGCCAGGAUUACUAACCUCUUUAUGAAGCGUCUGAUUUCGUGGCCAAAGCUCUGAGGUCCACGUGUAAAUGGCUCGACUCCCUGCCGGCAUUCGCUUCAUCAUCUCAUUCUCCCGGGACCAGUGGUAUCGAACCUUCAUUUUCAUUUUGACAUUUUUGCUGUAUGCGAGUUUCCACUUAUCUCGAAAACCUAUCAGCAUUGUUAAGGGUGAGCUCCACAAGUUCUGCGCUGCCCAGAAUGGGGCUGAAGUCAGAAUCAACAGCCAGAGCCAGAAAGCCAGCGCCCUCCCCUCUCCCCAGCUCCUGGACAAUGAGACAGACUGCGGCUGGGCCCCGUUUGAUCAGAACAACUACCAGCAGCUGCUCGGAGCCCUGGACUACUCCUUCCUGUGCGCGUACGCCAUCGGCAUGUACCUGAGCGGCAUAAUAGGGGAGCGCCUGCCAAUUAGGUAUUACCUAACUUUCGGAAUGCUGGCCAGUGGUAUCUUUACUGCCCUGUUUGGGUUAGGGUAUUUCUACAAUAUCCACAGUUUUGGAUUCUACGUGGUAACUCAGGUCAUCAACGGGCUGGUGCAGACCACCGGCUGGCCCAGCGUCGUCACCUGCCUCAGCAACUGGUUUGGAAAAGGAAGGCGAGGUCUGAUUAUGGGGGUCUGGAACUCCCACACCUCAGUGGGCAACAUCCUGGGGUCCUUGAUUGCUGGCUACUGGGUGUCCACGUGCUGGGGCCUGUCCUUCAUUGUGCCUGGGGCCAUCGUGGCAGCCAUGGGGAUCGUGUGCUUCCUCUUCCUCAUUGAGCAUCCGAAGGACAUCGCCUGCUCGUCCACCCUGGUGGCGCAUUCGAAAAGCUAUGAGAAUGGCGUGCACAGGUUUCGGCUGCAGAAGCAAGCCCUACCUGAUGAGAAGAAGCUGCUGGACCCAGAGACGCAGUGCUUGCUGCUGUCGGACGGGAAGCGUGCUGUCCAUCAGAACCACGUGAUCACCCUCCCAGCCGAGGGCGGGGGCAGCAUGGCCGCCAUCAGCUUCACCGGGGCCUUGAAAAUCCCCGGUGUGGUCGAGUUCUCCCUGUGUCUGCUCUUUGCAAAGCUGGUCAGCUACACGUUCCUCUUCUGGCUGCCUCUCUACAUCACAAGUGUCGAUCACCUGGACGCCAAGGAGGCGGGCGAGCUGUCCACCUUGUUUGACGUGGGCGGGAUCUUCGGUGGGAUCCUGGCAGGCGUCAUCUCGGAUCGGCUGGAGAAGAGGGCCUCCACCUGCGGGCUGAUGCUGCUGCUCGCGGCCCCGACGCUCUACAUCUUCUCCACCAUCAGCAAAAUGGGGCUGGAAGCCACCAUCGCCAUGCUGCUGCUCUGCGGGGCCCUGGUCAGCGGGCCAUACGCGCUGAUCACCACCGCCGUCUCCGCAGACCUGGGGACUCACAAGAGUCUGAAAGGAAACUCCCACGCCCUCGCCACCGUGACCGCCAUCAUCGACGGAACCGGGUCUGUAGGAGCGGCCCUGGGCCCUCUGCUGGCCGGGCUCAUCUCCCCGUCGGGAUGGAACAACGUGUUCUACAUGCUGAUGUUUGCAGAUGCCUGUGCCUUACUGUUCCUGAUCCGCCUCAUACACAAGGAGCUGAGCUGCCCAGGGUCAGCGACAGGGGGUCAAGUUCCGUUUAAGGAACACUGACCACUCAGUCCUGCAGAGGGACGCCAGGCCCGUCCACAAACUGUCUUUCAAGGAAAAGUUCAAGUAAAGGAUCCUGUGUUGAAAAGAAUGACUUACUCCUGCCUUUUGCACAUGCACCUGGAAAAGACACAAAAGCCACCUUGAGAGCUCCCGGCGCUGUUUCAGACGGGC